AUGGUUCAAAUUGCCAGAACCAUCACAUUUGACCUAUAUACUCACCGACUCCAAUCAUUAUUCCGUAUCGGAAGUAAAGAUGCAAGACCAUAUUGCUUUGGUAUCAAGGCACUAUAUACCAGUCACUCGAUAUCUACAAUGAUGGAGUGCCAGAACAUCAUUGGUAAUUGUGAUGUUGAUAUUGUCCAUACUGAUCGUACUUUGAAUAUGAUACAAUUUGCCAAUUUGGUCAAUCUAUUCCAUCAGAGAGAUGUCAAGAGGUCCAAGGAGCUCAUGUCCAGACUGGAUAGAAUGCCAAAGAACUUCAAAGACCUUGACACAGUACUCGAGUAUGCUGGUACCUUGGCCAUCAAGGCAUCAGUUGCUCACUUGGAGUACACCAUGAUUCGUGAGCUGGCCGAGAUAUCUACGACCCAUACAUCACCAAUCAAUCAACUCGUGUUGCUGGAUGCCCUUACCAAACUUCAAGAUGAUAUGGGAUGGAUGGUGGCUCACCAACUCAUCAAUGAGGACAUGGCCAAUCAUAUUCCGUUCAUGAUUGUUGAUUUGUCCACGACCCUGUCCACACACAUUGUCGACAUUGUUGAAGCUUUGCGUUAG
Molecule: messenger RNA, 600 nt
Organism: Acytostelium subglobosum LB1
Lineage: Eukaryota; Evosea; Eumycetozoa; Acytosteliales; Acytosteliaceae
Exons: 3
Coding region: 1-600 (199 amino acids)
Biological process (GO): fatty acid beta-oxidation
Cellular component (GO): peroxisome
Molecular function (GO): acyl-CoA oxidase activity
Source: RefSeq, a predicted model, not a curated record